AUGCGGUCCGCCCUCCUCCUCCUCGCCCUCGCCGCCGCCGCCGAGGGCCGCAAGGCCGACUAUCAGGGCACCGGCAAGCUUGACAAGGGCACCGGCACGCCUCGCCCUCCUGCUCCCGCUCCUCGCCCCGCCGCCGCCGCCGAGCGCGUCGAGCGCACCGCGGCCGAGGCGAAGAACGCCUACCUCGAAUUCAAGGAGAACCGGAAGCGCGACCGCGCGGAGGCGGAGGAGGACAUCAUGUACGCCUGGUGGUGCGAGGAGAAGGGCCACGCGGACACGGUCACGUGCCUGAACCACGAGAUGCGCGAACUCGCCCUGAAACUCCGGCCGGACGCCGAGAACGGCGAGUGGUCCGUCGGCGACGAGGACCGCGAGAAGCUCCGCGAGAUGCGCAAGGCGAUCCACGACAAGCGCCACGAAGCGCGCGACGCCCAGGCCGGCGACCGCCAGAUGCACCACAUCAACGAGGACUUCGAGAUGCGCGACGACUUCUGCGACCACAAGCAGUUCCGCGACUUCGCGCUCUGCACCAAGGGCGAGAGGGACAUCUCGCCGUCGCCGCUCGUCAAGGAGGUGAGCCGCGCCGACGACGAGGGCAUCGAGCUCGAGGACGGCGCCGUCGACUGGGUCUGCUGCGACGCGUGCUCGAAGUGGCGGAAGGUGUCGCGCCGCGUCUUCAGCGCGCUCGCCGAGGGCGCGUCCUGGACCUGCGCCGACAACGCGGACCCGGCGCGCAAUAACUGCGGCGCGCCCGAGGAGCUCUCGACGAUCCCGAUGCGCCCCGUGCCCUCGUACUGCGCGCUGGUCAACUUCGGUCCGCGAGCGCUCCCCCGCGUGGGGGCCCACUGCGUCAUGUGCGGCCGGGAGGGCGUCCUCAUGCCGAAGCAGAACAAGGACGUCUGCCGCGAGUGCGACAAGGCGACGUGGAAGCACGCGGCGACGGGCUGCUACUUCAAGUGGUGCAAGGGCUGCAAAAACUUCCACGCCAUCGACGCCUUCGCGGAAGCCUUCGCUGACAUGCGCAACGCCUCCAAGUGCGACAAGUGCCGAAGACGCAGCCGCAACUGCUAUAAGCGCGGCAAGGACGCGCCGCCGGAGCAGGCGACCUCCAAAACCCUCGCGUACGUUUCCACGCUCUUCCGCCGCCACGCCGCCGGCGACCCGGAGGCAACGCUCGAGAACACGCCGUCGACCAAGGCGAGCAAGCACGUCGGCGUCCAUUUCGUCGGCUCCAAGAACGCCAAGCAGCUGCGCUCCCGCUGGCAGAAGUUCUCCAAGAAGGGCUCGGCCGAGGUCGCGGCGGCCAUGGCCUACGCCGAAGCCGCGGCCGCGGUCCGCGCGAGCCUCACGCCGACCGGGAGCAAGGCGGGCGCUUCGAGCGACGCCGCGGGAUUGAAGGCGGUUGCCGACGAGGCCGUCGAGGUCCACCGCGCCUACAACCCGGCCUUCGCCGUCGACACCUACGCGCUCGCGCACGGCGCCGUCGCCGCGCGCGACGCGCCCGCGUCGCCGCCGGCCGCGCCCGCCGGCGCCGAGGCCGAGGACAUCAAGAAGAUGCGCAACGACCGCCGCGAGAAAAAAAAUUACCGCUCAAAGUCCCUCUCCCCGCCGCGCCGCGCGAUCGCGGACGACUACGCCGCGGUCUCGGCCGCGCGAGACGGGAAGCCCAUGCCCGCGCCGCGGAAGCGGCAGGCGGACCUCGCGGCGCCCCGCACGAUCGCGGACGCCGCGGACGACGACGCCGCGGUCUCGGCCGCGCGGGACGGGGAGCCCAUGCCCGCGCCGCCGCGGAAGCGGACGGCGGACCCCUCGGCGCCGCGCACGAUCGCGGACGCCGCGGACGACUACGCCGCGGUGUCGGCCGCGGCGCGGGACGGCAAGUACACGCACCCGCCGCCGCCGCCGCCGCGGAAGCGGUCCCACCACGAGGCGGGCGAGGCGCCGCCGCGCGGCGGCAAGUGGACCGAGGCCGAGGAGCGCUACGCGGCGCUCAUCGUCGCCCGCUUCUCCGACGGCACGUUCCCGGGGCUGCGCGGCGGCGAGUCGCUGCGGAACCUGCUCGCGGACCUGCUCCAGUGCACGGGCAUGCGCGUCACGAAGAAGUACAGCCGGACGCGCCUGCUGCGCAAGACGGCCUUCGUCCGCGCGGGCGAGCUCGGCGCCGACGGCGUCGAGGCGCUCGAGAGCGCGCGCGCCGCGUUCCUCGCGGACGAGCCCCAGUACUGCCCCGCGUCGCGCGCCGCCCGCGACGCGGAGGUCUCCGGCGCCGCGGCGCCGACGCCGGCGCCCGCGGACCCCGCGCCGCCGGACAACGCGGGCGCGACGGCGGGCGAGGACGAGGACGAGGCGCCGGGCGAGGACGCCGCCGAGGCGCCGGGCGAGGACUGCGCCGAGGCGCCGGGCGAGGACGCCGCGCCGGCGCCGGCCGCGGGCGCGCUGCGCCGGGGCAAGUGGACCAAGCCCGAGGAGCACUACGCGGCGCUGGUCAUCGACCACUUCGCCACGGGCAAGCUGCCGGGCCUGACCGGCGGCGAGUCGCUCCGCCUGGUGCUCUCCGACCUGCUGCGGUGCACGCGGAUGCGCGUCACGAAAAAGCUCUCGCAGACCAAAAUCCUCCGGAAAUCCUGCUUCUGGCCCCUGGGCGAGCUCACGGCCGAGGAGCACGCCGAGCUCGACGCCGCGCGGGACCAGUUCAUCGCGGCCGAGCCCCACUACCGGCGCGCCCGAGCCCCACUCGACGGCGCGCGGGAGCCGCCGGCGCCGGAGCCCGCGGCGAAACCGCCCGCGCCGGCGACGGUGUCGCCGGAGUCGCCGGACCCGAUCGCGCCGGCCGCGGCCGCGCCGGCGUGCACCGCACCGGAGUGCGGCGCGUGCGGCCCCUGCAAGGACCUGCGGAAGAACGGCGGGCCGGGCCUCAUGAAGGCCGUCUGCAUCAAGCGGCGCUGCUUAGUCCUCCGCGCGCCGGUCGAGCCGCGCGAGCCGGCCGAGCCGCGCGAGCCGAAACGCCGCGGGCGCUGCGGCGUCUGCGAGGCCUGCGCGGCGCCGGAGUGCGGCAAAUGCGGCCCCUGCUUGGACCGGCGGAAGAACGGCGGGCCAGGCAUCAUGAAGGUGGCGUGCGUCGAGCGGCGCUGCGUGGUCCUCCACGAGGACUCGGGCCGGCCGCGCGAGCCGCGGACGGAAGUGGAACUCCGGGAGGACGAUAUUCCGGUCAUCCCAUUUCGCGUGACGACGACUCCCCGCAUGAUGGUGUCUCAGAUCCCCGGGGAGACGGACGGCAAGGCCGCGCCCCAAACCGGGAGCCAGCCGAGGCCCAGAUUCGCGCCCCGCAAGAUCGCGAGCGACCUGAAAGAGCAGGCGACCUCCAAAACCCUCGCGUACGUCUCCGCGCUCUUCCGCCGCCACGCCGCCGGCGACCCGAAGGCGACGCUGAAAAAGCAAGGUUUUCAGCCCCGGCGCUCGAACAAGCAGCGCGAGGUGGCGACCAUCCGCGUGCCGCCGCCGCCGCCGCUGCCGUCGCCGCUGCCGCCGCCAAGGCGCGAGAUGCGCCUCGCCCUGCUCCUCGUCGCGUCGGCCCUCGUCGCCGGGAAGAAGACGCGCCGGGAGAAGAAGCCCAAGCGCCCCCACGCGGGGCGGCAGCACGACCCCGGCCCCAAGGACCCGCGCUUCGCGCCCGAGGAGGAGCGGUUCCGCCCGAAAAAGCCGGACGAGGCGCCGAGCCCCGAGGAGAUCAAGAAGAUGCGCGACGCGCGCCGGGACAAGGACCGCGCCAGGGACCGGGCGGGCCAUUCGAAGCACUCCGCGGAGCAGCACCGCGCGGAGGACAAGCGCAUGCACGAGAUGUGGUGCGUCGGUGACCGCGUCGACAGCAUCACGUGCGUGCAGCACGAGAUGCGCAUGCUCCACCGCUCCAUCCCCGAGACGAGCAAGCCCGAGGACCCGCCCGAGGACCGCGCGGAGAAGGCGCGGGUCCACCGCGAGCGCACCAAGGCGGAGCGCGCGCGGCUCCACGAGAAGCGGCAGGCGAUCAAGGCCGCGCAGGCGGGCGACGCGAAGGACGUCGCCCGCGACGAGGACUUCGCCAUGCGCGAGGCCUUCUGCGCGGACAACGCCGAGACGAAGCUCUGCUCCGAGCACGACAAGGAGGAGGCCCUCAUGUACGACUGGUGGUGCGAUACCAUGGGCCACGGCGACAGCUCCAUUGCCUGCAUCACGCGCGAGAUGCGCGAGAUCACGAGGCGGGCCCACCGCAACAUGACCCGCAUCACGACCAUCGACGACGACGACAUGAAGCGCCGGCCCGAGGCGGAGCAGCAGGACCGCCGCGACGCGAUGGCUCGAGCGUUCCGCGACCAGAUGCGCGAGGGCCGGCGCCGCACCCAUUUUCGAGAGACGUCGGGCGACGAGCGCCGGGCGCUCCACGACAAGCGCGACGCCGCGCGCGCGGCGCUCGCGGGAAGCCCGAGAGACCACAAGGACGACGAGCAGUUCGCCAUGCGCGACGGCUUCUGCGAGCUACCCGAGAGCAAGGCACUGUCGAUCUGCGAGGAGUGGCAGGAGCGGAAGAAGGUUAAGGCCGAGCGCGCCGCGCGCAUGGACAUGGGCCGCCGCCGCGCAUGAGCGACCCGCCACUCCCCUAGCCCUUCCCUUCGAUUCCUCCCUCCCUUCGAUUCCUCCCUACGCCACGGGCGAGGUCCACUGAGUCGCGGGGACGACAUACGCCGGCGCGGCGACGGCGAGCUGUCUCGCGUCGUUCGGUGGCUACCCGGGACGAAGCCGCGCUCUCGUGAACAAAGCAAGUUAAGCCA
Messenger RNA from Aureococcus anophagefferens, 4805 nucleotides. RefSeq lists its product as hypothetical. Gene Ontology annotation, molecular function: DNA binding; zinc ion binding. The coding region runs from base 1 to 4617 and encodes 1538 amino acids. The transcript is spliced from 10 exons. NCBI's taxonomy places the organism in Eukaryota, Pelagophyceae, Pelagomonadales, Pelagomonadaceae. The record is from RefSeq and is a predicted model, not a curated record.